AGAGCUAGAGAGAGGUGUUGGGACUUGGCGUUGGUCUUUGUGGAUUUGUAGUUGAGAGCUGAAAACUAAUAGAAACAGAAAAGUGAUUUUGAGCCUGAAAAGUUUCCCGAGUAAUCUUUAAAUCUGUAAUUUGCCCAAUCAAAAACUCAAAAAUUGCAUAAUCCGCGAAUUUGCUUUGCCUGACUGAACAGGAUAUUUGAGAAGAAAGAUUAGAAGAGAGGGAUGGGGUGGGCAUGGGCGAUCUACGAAGGAUUUGUGGUGCUUGGAUCACUGUGUCUGUUAGGAUGGACGGGGCUUUGGUUCUUGAACAGAAGGCUGUACAAGGAGUACGAAGAGAAGCGAGUAUUGGUUCAGAUCAUUUUCAGUGUUGUCUUCGCCUUCUCUUGCAAUCUCCUCCAGCUUGUUCUCUUCGAGAUCAUCCCUGUUCUAUCUAGAGAGGCAAGAAUGAUAAAUUGGAAGGUCGAUUUGUUCUGUCUGAUAUUACUCCUUGUUUUCAUGUUGCCCUAUUAUCAUUGCUAUUUGACGCUUUGCAACAAUGGAGUAAGGAAGGAACGGGCUGCUGUUGGAGCGAUCUUAUUCUUGUUGGCUUUCCUGUAUGCUUUUUGGCGUAUGGGCAUUCACUUCCCUAUGCCUUCACCCGACAAAGGUUUCUUUACCAUGCCUCAGUUGGUCAGCAGAAUUGGUGUCAUUGGUGUGACUGUCAUGGCUGUCCUAUCUGGUUUUGGAGCUGUAAAUCUUCCAUACAGUUAUCUAUCACUGUUCAUAAGGGAGAUUGAGGAAUCAGGGAUCAAGGCAUUGGAGAGACAACUUAUGCAAUCGAUUGAGACUUGUGUUGUAAAGAAAAAGAAGAUUAUUCUUUGUCAAAUGGAGAUGGAACGGAUUCAAGGAUCAGAAGAGAAAUUGAAGACUAGAUCUUUCUUCAAACGGAUUGUUAGUACUGUUGUGCGUUCUGUGCAAGAUGACCAAAAGGAGCAAGGUUCAGGUUCACUAGCAUUGUGCAAUCUGCCUACCAAAGAUCUGGUCGCCAAAAGUUGUUUCACAUGCUGCUGCUCUCUGGAAGCUGCUGCUUUUUCUCGAACAUGGAGGGGUCACAUGCAGAAUUUGCUUGGCUAUGCAUGUUCUAUAUACUGUGUGUAUAAAAUGAUUAAGUCUUUACAAAGUGUUGUUUUCAAGGAGGCUGGCUCUGUUGAUCCUGUGACAAUGACAAUAAGCAUAUUCUUGCAGCUUUUUGAUAUAGGAAUCAAUGCAACACUGCUAUCUCAGUAUAUUUCCCUAUUAUUUAUAGGGAUGUUGAUUGUUAUAUCAGUACGUGGAUUCUUAACAAAUCUAAUGAAGGUAAUCCUGGAUUUGCUUAAAUUUUUUGGGUUUUCUGCAUGUGGUUUUAUUGUUCUUUCUAUACUAAUUUAUUAAAUGAGAUGGGCAAGUUCUAUUCUCGACAGGAUAAUCAUAACGGAUGUAUUAGGUGGAGAUAUUCAGUUUGACUUCUACCACCGAUGGUUUGAUGCAAUCUUUGUGGCCAGUGCUUUUCUUUCAUUGAUUUUACUCUCUGCUCAUUAUACAUCUCGCCAAGCUGAUAAACAUCCAAUUGAUUAAUGUAUUCAUAUGAAGCAUAGUUGUAAUAUGUAUGUUUCACUUCAAAAGGAUAAAAGAAAAGGGAUGACCAGAAUAGGAAGCUAUAUAAAAUGAGAAUCAGAGAUCCAAGUGAUUUGGAUGUACGAAAAAGUUGACCCCUUGUGCCCAAAAGUUGAAAAUGUGGCAGAUUUGUUCAGAUAAGAGGGAAAAAAAAAGUGUUAAACUAUCAAGCAGCAAGUAUUACAUGACUGCUUGAAUGAUCAUGACCCAGAAGCUCCACACAUGAGGACCAUGUCGGCGAAUAGAAGGUUGAAGUUUUGAUAGGAUUUAUUUGUUGUACCUAGUGCACAUUAAUGGAAGAUAAAAUUGUUUCUGAUCAAUGAGAUCUUAAGUUCACAAUUUGUAAUUUUUCUUUUAUUUGAUCAAUCAAUGGUCAAGUCCUUCAAAAACCUGUAUUCCCUGUACAGCCAUGAAUUUGGUUUCAUUCAAUGCAAAUUCUUCAUCUUGUGUUCCAUGGUCAUGUGAUGGAUUCUCAGUGGGUACCGCUGCUGAUGUCAAUUUUGGUGGCAAGAAGCUUCAACCGAUGGUCAUGGAAAACUGUGGAAGGUCUUCUUUUAGAUUACUGCAGCAAGGCAUUAGUUGGGUAACAGUGGUGUUGACAGUAUUGUAUCAGAUAGCUGAUUUGUAGUAGCUGGUUUGAAUAUUGAAUUAUGUUAUCAAUGGACUAAAGUUGUGCAUAUUUUAAGGUGGUA
Carica papaya (papaya) is the source of this 2324-nucleotide messenger RNA. NCBI's taxonomy places the organism in Eukaryota, Viridiplantae, Streptophyta, Magnoliopsida, Brassicales, Caricaceae. The record is from RefSeq and is a predicted model, not a curated record.